AUGCCCUUAAAACAAUGGAGAUUGUCUCUGAAGUUUAUGAAAUGCUAUCAACAUUUAAAUAAAGAAUGUGAAUUAUAUUGUGAAAAAUGUGCUCAAGCCAUUUGUGUGCAAUGUGUUGUUAAACAUCAAGGGCAUAAAUUAUCAAAAAUCGAAAAAGUUUUUGUGAGCCGUAAAGAGGUUUUCAAAAAGGAAUUAGACGAACUACAGAAUAAAAUUUAUCCCAAAUAUAAGGAAACGUUGUGUACUUUUGAAGAUGAAAUUUCUAAGCUUAAUGAAGACUAUGUGAUACUUCAUAACUCUGUUGAAAAGCAAGGUGAAGAAUGGCAUAAGGAAAUCAAGAAAAUUGUCGAAAAACAAAAGUCUGAAAUUGAAAAGCUAAAACAAAAGCACCACGUUGCCAUAAAAAAUCAUGAAGACAAAUUCAAACAGGUCAUGUCUCAGUUGUAUAACUGCAUUCAACAUUUGAAAAAUGUUGUAGAAUCAAAUGAUAUGACCGAAAUUUUCACAAACAGAUUACGCUAUGCUGAAUUCAGAAUAUUACCCCCUAAACAAAAAAUUGUUUCACCAAUUUUCUAUCCACGAGAAAUAGAUGCACAAAAUCUAUGUGAUCAAUUUGGAUACCUUUCGCCAUUAUAUGCAACCAUUGAAAAUUCGAAAGAUGAAGCAACCGAAAAUGGAUCCUCUCAAGCAACUCAUUCUGUGUGUAAUGAACCAGAACUGAUAACCACAUUGCACACUAAAUACGUUUGCCAUACACUUGCCUGUUUGAAUGAUGAUAAAAUCUGGACAUGUUCAAAAUAUCAAAACACUAUGAAACUUAUCACUGUACAGGGUACACUACUUAAGCUACUGAAAACCAAAUCAGGCAAAUGUUCUGAAGACAUAGCGGUAACAAAUAGUGGGGAUUUAUUUUACACGGAUUCUUUUACUAAAACUGUAAACCUGGUGAAAGAUAACAUAGUUCAGGAAGUGGUCACACUAGCAGAUUGGAGGCCUUAUAAUAUUUAUUGCAAGACACUUGAAGAAUUUCUUGUUUUUGUGUAUAGUGAUGACUUUCAACACUCAAAAGUCGUCCGUUACUUUUACUCAAAAAAGACCAAAACGUUCAAUGAGAAACUAACCAUCCAGUUCGAUGAUAAAGGCAAUUCGUUGUUCUCUAUGCAUGAUACCAAAUACCUCUGUGAGAACGGAAAUCUGGAUCUAUGUGUGGCUGACCAUGCCGCUGGAGCAAUAAUAGUGGUGGAUCAAUUUGGAAACCUGCGUUUUAGAUAUACAGGUCCUUACUUUACCAUAAAACAAAAACCCUUUCAACCUCGUGGCAUUUCUACAGAUAGCAAGAGACGUAUCUUAACAGCCGAUCAUAGUAAUGAAUGCAUUCACGUCCUUGAUCAGAAUGGACAUUUCUUGUGCUACAUAGAUUGUGGUCUUCGUACUCCUUGGGGCUUAUGUGUCGACUCGACCGACCAUCUAAUUGUCUCUGAGUACUCUAAUCGCACAGUAAAGAAGAUAAGAUAUGAUAAAACACUAAAGUAG
Molecule: messenger RNA, 1533 nt
Organism: Saccostrea cuccullata (small rock oyster)
Lineage: Eukaryota; Metazoa; Mollusca; Bivalvia; Ostreida; Ostreidae
Exons: 1
Coding region: 1-1533 (510 amino acids)
Biological process (GO): proteasome-mediated ubiquitin-dependent protein catabolic process; protein polyubiquitination
Molecular function (GO): ubiquitin protein ligase activity; protein binding; zinc ion binding
Source: RefSeq, a predicted model, not a curated record